AUGGUAAUCAAUGUCUCACCAUUUCAGCCUAGCCCCGAUGGCGAAGACGGUUUCCUCCGUGAAGGAGAUCCGCAACGAACCCGAACACGACUCUCUUCUGCUCCAGCUCAACAGGCACAAUGUUCUGACAGUUUCGAUUCGAACUCAUGCUCAGCUGAUGACAAGUCUUGGGUUGGUGGAUUCCUGGCCAGCGCUGACGGAAGUCUCCGUCUCCAGUGCUGCACUUAUGAGGGCAUGCGCUUUGCGGAAGAAGUUGGUCGACCAAUUGUACACAGUGGCGAGGUUUACAGCGGUGGCGAGGUGCUGCGAGAUGGUCGACAGACCGGGUUCGACCUUAUCUCCAAUGUGAAGAAAAUCGACGCUGAGGACGGCACGUAA
Molecule: messenger RNA, 378 nt
Organism: Cooperia oncophora
Lineage: Eukaryota; Metazoa; Nematoda; Chromadorea; Rhabditida; Trichostrongylidae
Source: the annotation of a GenBank genome assembly